CGGCAUCUCUCAUCCUAGCAAGCACGCUCUUCACUCUUCGAUCUCAUCAACAUCUACCGAACUACCCGACCAACCACCUACACAACCGUCACAAUGUUCUCUGCCACUCGAGCCCUCCGACAGGCUGCUGUCCACGCUGAGCGAACUCCUCUCAUCAAGUUCCUCGGUCCCCGAACCAUUCCUUCCAACGUCGACCACACCCCCAAGCCUCACCCUGCCUCUGGAGUCGAGAAGCUCCCCGAGUCCUGGUCCGGCUACGGAAACGGCGAUGCUGUCACCACCCACAAGUCCUUCAGCUCCUACCGCGACCACGUCCAGCAGCACGGUCCUCUCCAGAAGUCUGGCUUCGGCGGCACCCCCGCUGCCUCCCUCGGUUCCGUCAAGCCUCCUCAGGGCGUUGCCUUUGACGUCUCUGAGCUCCCCACUCGCUUCCACCGCGCUCCCCUCAACGCCGCUGAGAUCGAGGCUAUCGAGUCCGGCGGCGCUGCUCUCUUCGGUUAAAUAUGUCUCCCGCCACAGGCGAGGAGUUAUAGGUGGAGCGGUGGGAUGAAAAAAGACGGGAUGAACAAAUAAAUACCUACGAUGGCGCGCAGAUUAUGACGAGAGCCAGGACCUACUGCCUGGAGCAUACAUCCUGCACGACAUAGUAUACGAGGACGCC
Messenger RNA from Fusarium redolens, 661 nucleotides. RefSeq lists its product as uncharacterized. Gene Ontology annotation, biological process: 2-oxoglutarate metabolic process. NCBI's taxonomy places the organism in Eukaryota, Fungi, Ascomycota, Sordariomycetes, Hypocreales, Nectriaceae. The transcript is spliced from 2 exons. The coding region runs from base 94 to 501 and encodes 135 amino acids. The record is from RefSeq and is a predicted model, not a curated record.